Messenger RNA from Dujonia railenensis, 2271 nucleotides. The record is from the annotation of a GenBank genome assembly. Lineage: Eukaryota; Fungi; Ascomycota; Pichiomycetes; Serinales; Debaryomycetaceae.
AUGACGGACGUUUAUGUGGUUGUGGAAAUUGCAACCACCUGCGACGAAUCUUCCAACUAUGUCUCGAGAGACUCCACGGAAUUGAUUGAGUUUACGUGGGCCGCUAUUGAUGCCACCACCUUGGAAACGAUUCAUCUGGAUUCCGUUCUUGUAAGACCAACGAAUACACCCAUAACACCAUACUGUGCCAAGCUUCACAAGAUAUCCUGGGAGCACGUCAAGUCUUCUGGUGGGACAUUCAAAGGAGCCAUUCUGAAGUUCGAUAAGUUUGUUCAACUGGAAAUUUUAGAUAAGGAUUUGCAGUUUCUGUUUGUGACGUGGGAUGUCAGCAAGUUGAGAGUACAGUUACCACGGGAAGCCAGAGAUAAGCUGGUGGUAUUGCCGUCUUACUUACAACACCCAAGGGUGUUUGACUUGCAGAACGAGUACGUUAAGUGGCAGGCAACACACCCAGAAGCUUUAAGCUACACCAGCAGCUCGAUAGGAAACAUUAUCACUGCAUUGGAGAUUGAAUUGGAAGCUGAUGAAGCCGAAAUUAUUAGCCCACAACAUAGUGUGCAUGGAGCAAUAAACCAGGGCCAGAGCCAAAGUAGUAGCCAGAGCAGUUCCAGUGGUUCACCCUCACCUACACCAGAAGGAGACACUCGCUCGAAGACGAUGUCAUUGGUCUACUCUAAAUUUUUAACUCAAUUGAUCAAGAAGUCUAUCCCAGCGGAAGAUCACCCCCUUGUCCUUACAAAGCCCUUUGACUCAGCACAAGAUGUCAAGGUAUUUCUCGCAGAAAGGUCUAAAAUCUUGUACCUUUCCAACUUGCCCCUUGAUACUACCCAGUCUGAGUUGGAGUCAUGGUUCACUCAGUAUGGAGGGAGACCUAUCGCCUUUUGGACAUUGAAAAUGUUAGACGAAAAAAAUAACAAUAGCAAUGUUAAUUCCGCUACUGUCAAAUCCAUCAAUGGAUUUGCAGUGUUCGCUACACAUGAAGAGGCUACUGAAUCAUUGUCAAUGAAUGGUAGACUAUUAAACGAUAAAUCUAUUGAAGUCCAGGCAUCAUCUACUAGGGUAUUGGAUAAGGCGAGCGAGCUUUUGACCCCUUUCCCUCCUCUGAAGAAUAGGCCAAGACCUGGAGAUUGGACUUGCCCAUCGUGUGGCUUUUCCAAUUUCCAAAGAAGAACUGCUUGCUUCAGGUGCUCCUUCCCAGCUUCCAGUGCUGUGGCCAUACAGGAAAGCAUCUAUACCAAGAAGGGUUCCGGUACCACUGGAAGCGGAAACAAUAAUAACAGUAGCAACAAUAGUAACAGUAACAACAGUAGCAACAACUAUAUUUCGAACAAUAAUAGUAACCAUAGCAGCAACGAUAAAUUGAACCCAAUCAGCUCCAAUACUGUUAUGGGAUAUUCAUCUAACUCUCCAUACGAUCAUGGUAACAACAACAAUAACAACUUUAAUAGCAUUCUUAUGAACAAUUCGAGUAGCAUGACAAGCAUAAAUGGAAAUAACCACAACAACUAUAACAACAACAAUAGUAAUAAUAAUAACAAUAACAACAGGUCUUAUGGAAACAACGUACCAUUUAGAGCUGGUGAUUGGAAAUGUGAGACAUGUUUUUAUCACAAUUUUGCGAAGAACUUAUGCUGUUUGAAGUGUGGUAAUGGUAAACCUGCCAACAGUGGUAACAACAAUAACAACAAUAAUGGCAACAGCAACGGCAAUAACGGUAAUAAUAUGCAUUUGAACUCGGUCAACUCAACUGCUGCUGCUAUUGCUGCUGCUACCGCAAGCGGACAACCUUUAAACUUGAAUAAUGGAUUCGUCGGUACACAACAACCACAACUGAAUCAUUAUGGAAAGAAUAACAAUAACAACCAAAGCAACAACCUCAAGAACUCUGGAGGCAAGCAGUACAACGUCCAACUGCAACAAUACCAGAAGCAAAUGAUGAAUGGCAAACAGGGAAAUAUUAGAGGGAACCACAAUUCAACUCCGAAGCCUUUGUUGCAACAACAUUUGAUGAUGUUACAGCAACAGCAGCAACAGCAACAACAACAGCAACAACAACAGAAGAUUCCAAAUCAUAUGGGAUCUCCACAGACCAGUGCAUAUUCACACCCAGUGGGAUCUCACUCACAGGGAAUGUACGACGUUUAUGGUAAUCAAUACGGGAACGGGUCGGAAUCUGGACUCUCAAACCUUCCGAAAUCCAACCAUGGUGAUAAUAGAAACCGCAUUGAUGGUCUCAGCACUCACAUUCAAUCAUUAAACCUUAACAACUAG